ACACAGCUUAACACAGCACGGAGUUGAGAGUAAGAGUUGGAGUCAACUGCGCCUGCGUGCUUAAUUACGUCAUGCCCUGUGUUCCGCUUCUGUUCUUAUUGAUCACGUCGUACACGCAUGGUCAACCACGUGGCGCUGGCCCUCCACGACCACGGCCACCACCGACUCAAGGCCCAGGUCCAGUCAACUGCCCACAACACCCGGCCGCCACCCGGCACUUCUACGACUCCACCACCAACAAGUGCUACCACUUCUACGACGUAGACGACACCCUGGAGGAGGCUGUCAGUCGAUGUGAGGCGGAAGACACAAGAGUUGUCGAACUUGGGACAAAAGAAGAACAGAACUGGCUUGUUGGGGGAGUCUGUGGCAUUCGAGGGAUGGGCUGCCGUCCUCUCAUUCUAUGGCUGGGCCUGGUCCGAGAAUCCCCCGACACCUGGAACUGGUUCUACAAGAGCAACCGAUGGCUUGUGGUCUCGCCUCGAUGGAUACAUUCGCCUCUUGCCUCUUCUACCGGAUACACGCGAGCAGUCACGGACUGGGACGGAAAGUGGCGAGCCGUGACGAGUGGCCAAAAAGCCAAAGUUGUGUGUGAAGAAGUAACAGCAGGGGAUAUGCCGCCAACAUCACCUCCACCUCCCCCAACACCGCCUGCAACAUCGCCGCAAAAAAACAUGAAAACACCUAGCGCAUGCGCAAAAGUGGGGCGCGAAGCAGACGACAUCGCCAUCACGAACUUUGAGCAACUGUCCUCCAGCGUGCUGGUCGCUGAGCUGAACGUGACAAGAAGGAAAUCAAGGCUGGCGUGUGCUGUGGCCUGCUCCAGGAAACAACGUUGUGUGAUGUUCAAGAAGCAGCCGGGCAGUCGAGAGUCGUGUUACACGUACAGUCUGUCCAGCACCGGGUCUCCUGCGGACUGUGCGGGCAGCCCGCCACCAUGUUACUGGAAGUCCUGCUGGCGUCCGGAGCUGUGA
Haliotis rufescens (red abalone) is the source of this 974-nucleotide messenger RNA. RefSeq lists its product as uncharacterized. The transcript is spliced from 4 exons. Bases 72 to 974 code for a protein of 300 amino acids. NCBI's taxonomy places the organism in Eukaryota, Metazoa, Mollusca, Gastropoda, Lepetellida, Haliotidae. The record is from RefSeq and is a predicted model, not a curated record.